GGGGAGCGCUGCCGGCGCUCACUCUGCCGCCAGCCGCGGGGCGUUAUGCGGCGGCGGACGGGGGGUGCUGCUGCUGCUGCUGGGUGGCGGCGCGGGGGAACAAUGGGCUCCUUCUCCUCGGCCCUCAGAGGGGCCGUGGCGUAAGGGACGAGGGGGAGAACGGCGCGGCGCGUAGGGAGCACCAUGAGCUCCGCCGAAAUUAAGAAGCCACCAGUGGCCCCCAAACCAAAAUUUGUGGUAGGACACAAGGCGACGCCUCCACCUGUUGCACCGAAGCCAGACAUUGUACUUUCUGGUGUUAUACAAGCAGCAAGGAAAACCAAGCCAGCAAUUGCACCAAAACCAAAGGUUUUCAAGAGCUCAUCUGUUCCCGAAGUUAAACCUCUAUCCUCUACACAAAAAAGCACAAAAAGCUUUGAGGAGCACAGGGGAGAUUCUUCUCAAACGCUAGACCACUUGAACUAUAAAAAUGAAGCCUCGGAAGGGAGUACUGAUAACACAGCAUAUAUUCUACCAAUGUCAUCUUGCAAAUUUGAAUGCUUUCAUAAGCUUGGAAAUGGGGAGAACACCUGUAAAACUCAGAUCAUUUUUGAGCGCUUUGAAAACUUAGAGAACAUCAAAGUCGGUGAAAAAGCUGCACUGGCUCUGGGGAAUAGUCACAAUGAAAAACUGGCAAAUAGAAAUCAGGUGGUUUUGAAAGCCAGCAUUUUGGAAGAGAAACUUAAGGACGUUCUAACUCAUAGUGUGUUUCCUAACAGCAGUCCUGUGAGGCACAGGUAUGCAGACAAACUUGACAAAGGGGACAGCAGCAGUUCCAAGAAUGACAUUAAAAUAGAGUUUAUGGAGCUUGUACAGUCUUCAUCGUCUUCUGAGGUAGCUAAAGGAAAGCAACAAAAUACUGACGGUAAGCUCACUGUGGAUGAGUUUCAGAUGUCUGAAAUUUGUCCGAGUUUGACUGAAAAUAACCACAGUUGCUCUUGCCCAUUGGACCAGAAAAUCCUGGAAAAUGAAAAUUUAAGUAGCAAUAGUACGUUUUCAGGUGAAAUGGGUAUGAAAGCAGAUGCUGAUGAAGCUUCCUCUGAAACAUCUUCAGUCCUGACCUCAAAAGUGCUUCCUAUCCCUAAGCCAAGAAAGCCACGUGCUGCUUGUCUAGUCCGUCAGGAUGGCAUUGACACCACAGGAGAAGGAACAAAGGAACAAUCUAAUUCAGAGAAAGAUUCCUUUGGACUUGUGGAACAAAGCUUUAAAAAGCUGGCAAAAAUUAAUAUCCUUGGUCAAAGUGUUUGUUAUAACAAUAAUACAGAAGUGCUUCAUCCUGAAAAAUGUGAGAUAAUUCAAAGCAAUACAGACAAAACACAUCAGGUGAACGAACCUGCUACGGAAGAGUCAACUUCACUGUCACGCAAAACUUCUGAUUUGGUGGAAAGUGUUGAAUGUUCUUUAGAUGCGGACCAUAACUUAGUUAGCUCCAUGGAUGAGGUGACAGAUGAUACCAGUAUGCUAGAUGCUGUGGACAAAAGGACUAACUUUGUCAGAUGUGAUACUUUGUCCAUGAGUUUGCCAAAGCAACUCAAAUUAACUUGCAGUCAGCACUCAUCAGCUUCCAAUAGCAUCCGUGUUUCCCCACAAAAAUUGGAAGAUAAAGAAGUUAAAAUAAAGGAUGAAAGUUCUCCAAGAAUCGUUCCUAAGAAACCACAGAGGCACAGCCUACCAUCUGCUGGCCUGCUGAAAAAAGCCGCAUCAGCAGAGCUUGUGGAGAAAAGUUCUUAUACUUCCAAUGAGGACAAAUUGAACAGUGUUCUGGAAGGAUCUCACUUCACGUGUCCACCUGCCAAGGAGCAAGGCGCACUGUCAUCCUGUGACAUACCCAAACGUUCUUCUGAGAAACCUGUCUGGAAGUUACCUCAUCCUAUUCUUCCAUUUUCAGGAAACUCUGAAUCAUUAAAACCUGCUAACAUUGCUACCAGCUUCAACCACUUGACUGUUGUGACAAAGCCUAGGGCCAAAUCUCUCUCUUCUGUGGACAUGGAAAGGACAGGCAAACCUUGCAAAGACCAUCAGAAGAAAAAUAGCUUGAAAAAAUUUCUCAACAUGAAACUGUCAGUUUGCUUAAUGAAAAGUGACUUCCAAAAAUUUCUGUCUAAAGGCAGCCAGUCAAUGGAUAGUGCCAUUGCCAACCUUUCCACCGGGGAUGGGUAUGGAAGUGGUAGCAACCGGAAUAUAGCAUCUGUAGGCAGUGAAAGGAAAGCUAAAUCUGCCAAGGUGCAUUCUGUAGAAAUAAGUAGUCCGGCGUUACAGAAGAAGAGGCAGAGAAACAGAAGUCAACCUGAGAUGCGAAGUAACCAAAGGCUUGAAUCUUUAGAUGGGCAUGUACUUUUGGGAGACAAUUUGUCACAAAUGUGUUUGAAUUCUGUAACCAGCACUUGCGCUCCAGAGUACGAGAACGUUCGUCACUAUGAGGAAAUACCUGAGUAUGAGAACUUGCCUUUUGCUAUGGGUGCUAGGAGAAAUCUCUGUUUUGAAUGGCAGAACUCCAGCAGCGUGGAACACCAGAGUCCUGGCCUCUAUGAGGCUGAGGAGCCUUGUGAAGCUACAAACAGGCGUUUGAGACUUGGCAGGUCCUUAGAAGAACACCAUGAGCAUGCUAAUGUGGUAAUGGGAGAUCUUCAGUCAGAUGAGGAAGAUAUUAUAAACAGUUCUGAUGAAGACGAUGACACAAAUUCUGAUUCCAGCAAAGGGGAGCCUGAUCUUCAAGAAGAUAAGCAGAGUAAGGCAGCUGGAAAGAAAACAAAGGUUUACCAUAUUGCCAAGGAGAUCAUGAGCUCAGAGAAAGUGUUUGUGGAUGUGCUAAAGCUCUUACACAUUGAUUUCCGGGACGCUGUGGCACAUGCCUCUAGGCAGCUUGGAAAGCCAGUGGUUGAGGACAGAAUCCUGAAUCAGAUCCUGUACUACCUACCUCAGCUGUACGAACUCAAUCGGGACCUCCUGAGGGAACUGGAAGAGCGAUUAUCUCACUGGCUCGAACAUCAGAGAAUUGCCGAUAUAUUUGUGAAAAAGGGUCCCUAUUUAAAAAUGUAUUCAACCUACAUCAAAGAAUUUGAUAAAAAUGUUGCACUGUUAGAUGAACAGUGUAAGAAGAAUGCAGGUUUUGCAUCAGUAGUCAAAGACUUUGAGAUGAGCCCCCGCUGUGCUAGUCUGGCCCUCAAGCACUAUCUGCUCAAGCCAGUUCAGAGGAUUCCCCAAUACAGGCUCCUGUUGACAGAUUAUUUAAAGAAUCUUUUAGAAGAAUCUGCAGACUAUAGGGAUACUCAAGAUGCUCUUGCUGUUGUCAUAGAAGUUGCAAACCAUGCCAAUGACAUCAUGAAGCAGGGAGAUAACUUUCAGAAACUCAUGCAGAUUCAGUACAGUUUAAAUGGACACCAUGAGAUUGUACAGCCAGGAAGGGUCUUUCUGAAAGAGGGAACACUGAUGAAGCUGUCCCGGAAGGUCAUGCAGCCACGAAUGUUUUUUCUGUUCAAUGAUGCCCUGUUGUAUACUACUCCAGUUCAGUCAGGGAUGUAUAAACUAAACAACAUGCUGUCGUUGGCUGGAAUGAAGGUUAAAAAGCCAACCCAGGAAGCAUAUCAGAAUGAACUGAACAUUGAAAGCGUAGAGAGAUCCUUCAUUCUUUCAGCAAGUUCUGCUACAGAAAGAGAUGAGUGGUUAGAAGCUAUCUCCAAGUCGAUUGAAGAAUAUACAAAAAAGAGAAUCACAUUUAAUCCUAGCAAAAGUCUUGAAGAGGCAGACCCGGAGAAACAGGAAGAAGAUAGUCCGCUGGGAUCAAAGGCUCCGAUCUGGAUCCCUGAUACUAGAGCCACUAUGUGCAUGAUCUGUACAAGUGAAUUCACACUGACAUGGAGAAGGCAUCACUGCAGGGCAUGUGGAAAGAUUGUCUGUCAAGCUUGUUCAUCAAAUAAACAUGGUUUAGACUAUAUGAAAAACCAGCCAGCAAGAGUAUGUGAUCAUUGCUUCAGGGAGCUACAGAAACAAGAUAACCAGUGCACUCCUAAAAGCGGAUCCCCAGUCAACCAUAAAUCUCCAUCAAGUGCCUUGUCAACAGUAUUACACAGCAUUCCCUCUGGAAGAAAGCAGAAAAAAAUUCCUGCAGCCCUCAAAGAAGUUUCAGCAAAUACAGAAGACUCUACAAUGAGCGGCUACCUGCACAGAUCUAAGGGCAGUAAGAAACCAUGGAAACACCUAUGGUUUGUUAUAAAAAAUAAGGUGCUAUACACAUAUGCUGCUAGCGAGGAUGUGGCAGCGUUAGAGAGCCAGCCUUUACUUGGAUUCACAGUCAGUGAAGUAAAAGAUGAAAACUCAGAGUCUAGAGUGUUCCAUUUACUGCACAAAAACACUUUAUUUUACAUAUUCAAAGCAGAUGAUCCCCAUUCAGCUCAAAAGUGGAUAGAAGCUUUUCAAGAAGGCACCAUAUUAUAGCAGUGUCAGCAUCGCGUCUGCAAGUUUAAAGGAGAAUGUCCAAGGAUGGUGGUAAAACAGACUACCGCAGCUGUUCAAAGAAACGGAAUCCUGCCGUCUCAGCCUACACAAAAUUGUAUAUUUGUCAGGAUUAGGAGUUGUUGCAUUUUUAGUCUAAGGUAGUAUUUUUUUAAAGAAUUGUGUGUAUUUCUGUGUUGAUACAAAAUGUGUUAUUUAUUAAAUUCCAAUGUUUACUUUCAUGGUCAGAAUUAUUUGUGAGGUCUGCAAUGAGGCCCACGUCUUCAGAAUGGCAGGUGGUUGGUCAACAUAUUCCUAAAGUUUGUGCUUUUUUAAAAAAAAUAAUAAUCCGUUGCAAUUGUACAGUUUCUCAUGAUUUGCGUAUAGGUCUUGAGUCGCUGAUGCUCACUUUGCAAUUUAGCAAGAACAGACCAGAAUAGGAAUUUCAAAGGUUUGGGAUCUGUUGGCUAUGUAAACUCCUUUAUGAGAAGUUGUAUAAUAUUGCUGCUCCUUUCCUUGAAUGGCAGUUGAAGUCUUGCAUACCAGUACAUUAAAACAGUACAAGAAAUUCUGUAUCACAGCAGCAAUUGCAAAGUACAGUUAAAUUAUUGAAAAAGAGAAAAGGGAAAAAUAUUUUCAAACAGACUUUGCAAUUACAGAGAUAAGGCACCAGAGCUUUUACAGUGCUACAAAUGCCAAACAGACUAAAUGAGUUAUCUUCAAACAAUUGCAGGACAGAUUUUCUUUCAUGUUUCCAGUAGUAAUUUAAAGCAGAGUAAAAAAAUAAAUUGUUGAUAUACAGGGAAAAGACAAAAUAUUUGUUUCAAAACUUUGUGUCAAAUGAGUUCUGUACGCAGUAUGAAACUGUAUAAACGUUCAAAGAAUGUUAAAGAAAUAUAUGCACCUCCCCUCCCAAAAUUUUAAACUAUUGUGUAUUUAAAUAUUAUGUUUAAACUGGAAUCACCAUACCAACAAAACUCAGCUUUUUUAGUGCAGAUGGCAUUGAAAUGUAUACCA
Grus americana (Whooping crane) is the source of this 5487-nucleotide messenger RNA. RefSeq names its product FYVE, RhoGEF and PH domain containing 6 (gene FGD6). Gene Ontology annotation, cellular component: cytoplasm. Gene Ontology annotation, biological process: regulation of GTPase activity. The record is from RefSeq and is a predicted model, not a curated record. Gene Ontology annotation, molecular function: guanyl-nucleotide exchange factor activity; metal ion binding. The transcript has 21 exons. Bases 184 to 4473 code for a protein of 1429 amino acids. Lineage: Eukaryota; Metazoa; Chordata; Aves; Gruiformes; Gruidae.